CCAAUCCUUGCACCAAUAGUUUCGCUGAUCACCCAGACUAUUGUACCCUGUAUCUAUAGUGCAUUUCGCUAUCGGUAUCACCAUUCUGAGCGAUACAAUGGCGGCCCAAAUGACUCGCCCUGUUACCCUUGCCCCGGCCAGCCGUGGCCGGCUAGUGGUCUGCGCCGCUACCGCGGUGCCAAAGCAGUUCAAGGCCGUUAAGCCUGUUGGUGAUCGCGUGCUGGUCAAGGUGGAUAAGGAGGAGGCAAAGAGCAUUGGCGGUGUGCUGCUGCCCGCGUCCGCUCGCAACAAGCCCACGGCUGGCGCCGUUGUUGCUAUGGGCGACGCUAAGACCGUCAAGAUGUCGGACAAGGUGGUGUACUCCAAGUACGCGGGAACCGAGCUGGAGGUGGCGGGGGAGGAGCACGUGCUGCUCAAGGAGGACGAUGUGAUCGGCGUGCUGCCCUCCUCCGACAAGGUGGCGCAGUUGAAGCCGCUGGGGGACCGGGUGCUCAUCAAGGGCGCCAAGGCUGAGGACAAGACUGCGGGCGGUGUGCUGCUGGCAACCGACUCGGGGGAGAAGCCAACCUUCGGCACGGUCCUGGCGGUUGGCGAGGGCCGCGAGGACGAGGAGAGCAAGCAGCGGGUGCCCCCCAACGUGGAGGUGGGGGCCACCGUCAUGUACUCCAAGUACUCGGGGACGGAGUUCGAGGAGGACGGCGAGCAGUACAUUGUGGUGCGCGAGAGCGACAUCCUGGCGCAGCUGGCGUAAGCGGGGAGUGUGAGGUGUGAGGUCGGGCCGCCGUACAUGAAGGAUGUCAAGGGGAAGGGGUGAUGAUGCUUGGCAGGAUGAUAGUGAGGAGGAGGAGGGUGAAGGGCGUUGAUGGAUGUGUUUUUUCCCGUGGUGCUGCCAAUGCCGGUCGUGGCCGGUGCUGUAAGGGAGGGGGGGCGGCGGUGUGUCACCACCACCCGCUGCUGCUGCUGCUGCUGCACAGCCGCUGAGGGCGCUAGCGUGGUGGUGGCGGCAUGCGGAGGUGGUAUGGAGGACUACAGGAGCAGGAUUAGGGAGAGGGGGCGCUGCGCUUGCAAUGUCGCCUAGGGCGUGGAAGUGCUCGUCCCUAGCCAGGCGAACCUUUUGCCCGUGCUCUCGUCCUAGUUGGGCUGAACGGGAUGCCAGCCCGGCGGGUGCAGGGCUGCUGCACGCUUGGUGGGGGGCGGCUUCUCGGACGGCUUGCGCUGCGCUGCUCUUGGAAGGGAUGUGACUGGAGCAGGGACUCCUAGUCGCAGGUCGGGUCGAAUUAGGGAGGGCGGACUAACCGGCAAUUUUGUGCCUCGUGCCAGGCUGGUGGGUUGUGCCGCGGCUAGUGGAGCAGCAGUUUUCGCCGCGUGUGCGCCCGCUUGUGCUGGUGCGGGGAGUGCCGGGACGGCUCCCUUCCUGGGGUGUUGUGAGGUGUCUCGCGCGUGACUGUAGGCGCGAUGGAGGUGAGGCGGCCUGUAAAGGCCCUAGGGACUGUCGAAACCUCUCCCUCUUUUUGGGGUGAAGGAGAAGCGCGGAGACACAGUGUGUAAGUGU
Molecule: messenger RNA, 1552 nt
Organism: Astrephomene gubernaculifera
Lineage: Eukaryota; Viridiplantae; Chlorophyta; Chlorophyceae; Chlamydomonadales; Astrephomenaceae
Source: the annotation of a GenBank genome assembly